AUGGGGUUGAAAGGAAAUCCUGUUUACCCAGGAAUUUUGGAUGCGAUCAUGGACUGGCCAGGAGGUGCCCCCAGUGACCAAAGCAGUGGCACAUCCUCUCCUUUAUGUGACAGUGGUUUGCAUCUGAACUACCAUCCCAACAACACGGAUACAUUAUCAUGUUCCUCAUGGCCAGCAUCCCCAGGACUUAGGUGGGAAAAAAGGUGGUGUGAUCUCCGAUUAAUUCCACUUCUUCAUUCACGGUUUUCCCAGUACCUUCCAGGAUCAGAUUUGUCCAGGCAAAAUGCGUUCCAAGUAAUUGCUGUGGAUGGGGUUUGCAGUGGAAUAAUUCAGUGUCUCUCUGCUGAAGAGUGUAUUGACUGGCUACAAGCAAUAGCAAGUAACAUUUCCAACCUUACAAAGCACAAUAUUAAAAAAAUCAACAGGAAUUUUCCAGUAAACCAGCAGAUAGUCUACAUGGGCUGGACGGAAGAACGGGAACAAGACUCCCUUCAGGAUCGAAUGUACACACCAAAGUUUCUGGCACUGAGGGGAUCUUCGCUGUAUAAGUUUAUAGCACCUCCAGUUACAACCUGGGAUUGGACACGAGCUGAGAAAACGUUUUCAGUUUAUGAGAUAAUGUGCAAAAUUCUCAAG
This is a messenger RNA of Eurypyga helias (sunbittern), 636 nucleotides long. Its product is annotated as gamma-1-syntrophin-like. The transcript is spliced from 7 exons. The annotation marks the transcript as partial. Gene Ontology annotation, cellular component: intracellular anatomical structure; dystrophin-associated glycoprotein complex. Gene Ontology annotation, molecular function: structural molecule activity. Lineage: Eukaryota; Metazoa; Chordata; Aves; Eurypygiformes; Eurypygidae. The record is from RefSeq and is a predicted model, not a curated record.